AUUUUGAUCCCCACGAAUACGAACGCCAAAGGUAGACAUACUUGCAUAGCGUCUGGGCCAGUUUUAUCUGUGUGGAGGAAUGUAGUCAUCGGAUGUCGAUAAUUGCAUCUCUUCAACCUGGAUGAUGAUGACUAGUAGAAACUCCGUCGAUGAUGACGACGACGACGAAACAACGACGUCUAGUGAUGGCACGACGUCGUCGUCAGAAAGCGACGGCGAAGCGACCCCGGCACACAACGGUAGCGCCCUGAAUUCGCUAGCAAUACGCAAAGAUGGAAUGGCUGUGUGUGAACGCUGCGGUACCGUGGGGGUGAAACAUGCUUUUUACUCAAAAACGAAGAGGUACUGCAGCCUCGCAUGUUCCAGAGGAGUUUUGCGUCUCGGAGCUGGAAAGAAUCCGCUCCCUCAGGCAAAAGUGAAGCAUUCAAACCAAUCCUCAAAGUCCAAAUAUGAUCUCACCGCUUCUUUUGACUGGAAGCCAUAUCUUCAACGAGCGGAUUUUGUUGCAGCACCAGUUUCUUGUUUCAGACAUGUGGCGUUUGCGGACUGCUGGGACAAUGUCACCGUGGGUAUGAAAGUGGAGGUGGAGAAUAAAGACUGUGAGACCUUCAAGCAUGUCUUCACAAACUUCUACUGGAUAGCAACUGUCAUUAAGAUAGCAGGCUAUUCUGCUAAGCUGCGCUACGAGGGCUUUGGGAUGGACGACAGUCACGAUUUCUGGGUCAACCUUUGCGUCGACGCCGUCUACCCCGUUGGUUGGUGCGCAUCUCAGGGAAAGCCCCUUAUACCUCCCAAAACAAUUGAGCACAAGCAUGGCGAUUGGAAGCAGUUCCUUGUGAAGCGCCUCACUGGAGCUCGUACGUUACCUGCAAACUUCCACUCUAAGGUGCAAGAGAGCAUACGUGGCAAGUUCCCCGUAGGAUUAAAGCUUGAAGUGGUGGAUAAACGACGCAUCUCUUCAGUUCGUGUUGCAAGAGUCACGGAGAGCAUCGGAGGGCGCAUUCACAUUGUUUACGAAGGCAUCGAAGACGACGGAUUCUGGUGUCAUGAACGAUCUCCUCUUAUUCAUCCGAUAGGCUGGGCGCAAGUGAUCGGACACGAUCUUCGGGCGACUACAGAGUAUGCAAAGGCAUCGCUCGAAAAAGCGUUGCUCAGGAAGUGCAGUGGAGACGAAGCUUCGUGGGAUAUGUUCCCUGCAGUUCAGACUCCACCAUGCGAGCUGAAAUUCCGCGAGGGAAUGAAGCUAGAGGCCAUCGACCCCCUCAACCUGUCCACCAUCUGCGUAGCUACCGUUACCAGAGUCCUCCGCAAUAACUAUCUCAUGAUCGGCAUCGACGGAAUGAUGGCUGCCAACGGCUCAGAUUGGUUCUGCUACCAUGCCUCGUCCCCGUGUAUCUUUCCAGUUGGAUUCUGCGAACUCAACCAUAUUGAUCUCACUCCUCCGCGAGGCCACAAAGGAGAAUUCCGCUGGUAUGAGUACCUUCGCCAGACAAAGUCUUUAGCAGCUCCAGUGUCCCUGUUCAAGAAGGACAUUCCAAAUCACGGUUUCCAAGAAGGAAUGCAUGCAGAAGCCGUGGACCUGAUGGAGCCCCGUCUAAUCUGUGUGGGGAAGGUUACUAAAGUUGUAGGACGGCUGCUGCGAGUACAUUUUGACGGCUGGGACGAGUCCUACGACCAGUGGUGUGAUUGUGAGAGCCCCGACCUAUUUCCUGUAGGGUGGUGUCAGAUGGUGCGUUACCCCCUUGAACCUCCCAGGCAACCAGACACAGGGUACCUCAAGAAGAAAAAAAAGUAUCAGGCAUACAAAGGCCCUCGAAGAAUGAUCCACGCAGUUCCCCAAAAAGAACAGCUCAAGUUUUCUGCACACCUCGGCUCGUGCAUGCUUGGAUUUCCUGAAUAAAGUACCAGUUUUGGCCUGUUGGCCACAUAUAAAAUCGCUAAAACAGUGUCUAAAAACAGUAAGGACGACACAGGAUGGACGCAUUGUUUCUAGCACUGUUUUAGCGAUUUUAUUUGGAUUUCCUGACUGUGCUCUCUCCCCAAAACUGGAAGCACUGCAGAACAGGGCCCGACAUUUGGGAUUGCUCUAUCGGUAAUUACGCCAUCAUGGCACAUGCACAGCCGUGCUCGCUUGUGUGUACGCCAGACUGCUUUGUUCCAAACACGUUCCUACAGUUUAUUUCUAAAUUCGGGCAAUAAAAGUAGUCGAAAGUUAGUAAUAGUCUCUAAAUGCUAUUGCAGUAGAUGAGCUAGGUGCAAACGAUGCUGUAUGAUGUUGGCAGCCUAGAAUACCACAAUAUUGAUGUUCACCGCCUGAGCAGCGUCAGUAACAGCAUCAACAUGUGUCAACAGUGCCAGAAAGAGAGUCUGCAAAAUGACCGAUGGGUAGGGGGAUUAUAGAAGAUCUGUACCAAUCUCUCCUCCUAUUGUUCUGAUAUAGUACCUUCAAAUCUAUCAGAAUUUUAUCUUCUACGGGUGUAAUUUUAUGGUUCCAAGGGUGUAUGAACGUGGCAAAAGGAAAAAAAAAAAGUUUCAGCCAAGAUAGCAUUGUCAGGAUUUCACUCUAGUGUUGUCCUAUGGGUAAUCCGUAAUGACUUUACCAAAAUAUGAAUGUAUUUUGUGAUAUUACUCUAAAGUUAUCAGAAUACAACAUAUUGAUCCACAUGAUACACUUUCCAACAUCUCAUUUGGAAGUCCACAUCCUGUUUUAUAUAGUACAGUCUUGAGUCGAUACCAGCUAUUCAUUAAAUGCAUUGUUAUCAAGGAAAGAUCCGAAGCUAAGAUCCAUCAUUCCAGCAUUUUUUCUUCAGGCACCAUUUUCAUGAAGCUUGUAAUUUUUAAAGGUUAUAACACCAGUUCAUAAUAUCUGCAGUUGCAGAUUUUUUUUCCCCCUCGCUUGAUAGUUAAUUUGUACAAUGAGGCCACAGAGAGUCACAUAGACUCUGAUGGUCUCUUCCCUGGGAAAAGUGUAUUUAUGUUAACAUUACAUUAACAUCUCAAAGUCGUAUACACUCCUCAUACCAUUCCUCAGCGUCGCCUGAAGAUAGUAGGACAAUAC
This is a messenger RNA of Ornithodoros turicata, 3058 nucleotides long. Its product is annotated as MBT domain-containing protein 1-like. Bases 122 to 1900 code for a protein of 592 amino acids. Gene Ontology annotation, biological process: negative regulation of DNA-templated transcription; heterochromatin formation. Lineage: Eukaryota; Metazoa; Arthropoda; Arachnida; Ixodida; Argasidae. Gene Ontology annotation, molecular function: zinc ion binding; chromatin binding. The record is from RefSeq and is a predicted model, not a curated record. Gene Ontology annotation, cellular component: nucleus. The transcript has 15 exons.